This is a messenger RNA of Dendrobium catenatum, 1564 nucleotides long. Its product is annotated as eukaryotic translation initiation factor 3 subunit J. The coding region runs from base 499 to 1194 and encodes 231 amino acids. Gene Ontology annotation, molecular function: translation initiation factor activity. The record is from RefSeq and is a predicted model, not a curated record. The transcript has 9 exons. Gene Ontology annotation, cellular component: cytoplasm; eukaryotic translation initiation factor 3 complex. Lineage: Eukaryota; Viridiplantae; Streptophyta; Magnoliopsida; Asparagales; Orchidaceae.
GUCGGCCCACGCUGGUCUACUUAUGCCGCUGAGAAAACCCUAGCUUCUUACAAUUACCGAUCACCUUCCCUUUCCUCGUCUGUGCGGAAACCUUCUUCAUCCUUCACCUGAGGAAGAAACGUCAAAGCGGUAGUUCCUUCGCCUCUUCUUUUGGGCCUUCGCCGCUUAAUAAAAUUUUCCAUCCGUUACCUACUAUUUCACUACUUCUGUGGCCUUCGCCUCUUCCGUGCUCUUCUACUUGCACAAGCCCUAGCGCGCUCCUCUCAGCCGCCUACUCCGAUUUGGCUUACCUCGCCCUAGCUUCCUCCGACGGCGCCGCCUACUCCGAUUUUGCUUCACUCGCCCUAGCUUCCUCCGACGAGGGCGGCCUCUCGCAUUCCACUCUCCCUCACUUGAAAGCAGAUUUUCAUUAAGGCUUAGCUCGCAUAAUUGAAUUGUUCUUAUACCAUAAGCUAUUAGAGGGAGCACUUCAUUGGACAAGGUGAAAUAAAAAAAAGUAUGGCAGAUUGGGAUGAAGAAGAGUUUGAACCCAAAGUGCUUGGGAUUAAGAAGGAGCAAACUAAAGGCUUGUGGGAUGAUGAGGAUGUAGAUGAAGAAGAUGUGAAAGAAUCAUGGGAAGAUGAAGAAGAUGAUACCGCAAAGGCACCGAAGAAAGAAUCAGUUGCAGAAAAAAAAAUUGUAUCAAAAACCACCAAGGAUGCUGGCAAGAAAGUAAAGCCGUCUGAGACCAAGACAAUUAAAGAAGCUGAUGUUCUUGCAGAUCCUGUGGCGGAGAAACUUCGACAACAAAGACUUGUAGAGGAGGCUGAUUACAAGUCAACAACAGAGUUGUUUGCAAGAAAGGGCGAUGAAAAAUCUCUUGACAAUUUUAUCCCAAAGUCAGAGAAUGAUUUUAUGGAGUAUGCGGAGCUGCUUUCUCAAAAAAUUCGUUCUUAUGAGAAAAGUUUUCAUUAUAUUGGGCUAUUGAAAGCAGUCAUGAGGCAUUCCAUGACCUCACUGAAGACAGCAGAUGCUAAGGAGAUAGCGUCCUCUGUAACAGCCAUUGCAAAUGAGAAACUUAAGGCCGAGAAAGAAGCCAAUGUUGGAAAGAAGAAACAAGGUGCAAAGAAGAAACAGCUGCAUGUGGAUAAGCCAGAUGAUGAUAUGGUUUCUGCAACUUAUGAUGAUGCAGCUGAUGAUUAUGAUUUCAUGUAAAAUUCAGAAUUGGAAAAUGAACUUUUGUUGUGGUAUUUCUUCGCAAACUCUUGAGAAAUUAGAGUGCUGCGGCAGUUGUUUAGGUGAGAGAGUUACUGUGUCAUUAGAUCACAGUUGUUUUUUCUUUUGAUCUCUCCAGUCAAUUUAGAUUAAAUUCAUCAUUUUCACAAUAAGAGUUAUAUAGCAAGUGCAUUGAGAUUGGCUACUGUUUUGAAGCCUUUCUGUGUGAGUCAGAUGUUAAAAGUUUAUUCAUCUGUGAUUAGUUCGGUGUGUUAUUGAUAUAUUUUAUGGAACAUUUUAAUUGUUUUUCCAUUUGGACAAGCUGAAACCUAGUAAUUACAGAAAUAACUUGGUGCCAUUUUCAGUGCUU